This is a messenger RNA of Hyaloperonospora brassicae, 480 nucleotides long. NCBI's taxonomy places the organism in Eukaryota, Oomycota, Peronosporomycetes, Peronosporales, Peronosporaceae. The record is from the annotation of a GenBank genome assembly.
AUGAACACGAACGUCAAACGUCUGCGCAAAGAGCUCCAGGAGCUCCGGAAGCACCCGGAGGAGGACAUGGUGCUGUACCCGGAAGAAGAGACGAUCAUGCGGUGGAAGGCGUUCAUCCGCGGGCCCAAAGACACGCCGUUCGAAGACCGGUGCUACGAACUGGCGAUCCACACCACGUCGCUGUACCCCAUGGAACCGCCCAAGAUGAAGUUUCUCACGCGAGUUUUUCACCCCAAUGUGCAUUUCAAGGACGGCAGCAUCUGCCUCGAUAUCCUCAAGCGCGAGUGGUCCCCCGCGUGGACGUUGCGGGCGGCGUGCUUGGCCGUGAUCUCGUUGUUGUCGGACCCUGCAGCCGACUCGCCGCUGAACUGCGACGCCGGAAACAUGAUUCGUGCGGGCGAUAUGCUGGCGUACAACACGAUGGCCGAGAUGUACAAGAAAGAGUUUGGUCUGCUGGAGCUCCCGGCGGACCCGUACUAG